AUGGGCAACAAGCAGACAGUCUUCACUCAUGAGCAGCUGGAAGCAUAUCAGGACUGCACCUUCUUCACGAGGAAGGAAAUCAUGAGGCUCUUCUAUCGCUACCAGGACCUGGCGCCCCAGCUCGUCCCCCUCGACUAUACCAGCCGUCCUGACGUGAGGGUGCCCUACGAGCUCAUCAGCAGCAUGCCUGAGCUGAAGGACAACCCGUUCCGACAGAGGAUUGCCCAGGUCUUCUCUGAAGACGGGGAUGGCCACAUGACGCUGGACAACUUCCUGGACAUGUUUUCUGUGAUGAGCGAAAUGGCUCCCCGUGACCUCAAAGCCUACUAUGCUUUUAAAAUCUACGACUUUAACAAUGAUGACUACAUCUGUAUGUGGGACCUGGAGCAGACGGUGACCAAGCUGACGCGGGGGGAGCUGAGCGCCGAGGAGGUGACCCUGGUGUGCGAGAAGGUGCUGGAUGAGGCCGAUGGGGACCACGAUGGGCGGCUGUCCCUGGAAGACUUCCAGAACAUGAUCCUGCGGGCACCCGACUUCCUCAGCACCUUCCACAUCCGCAUCUGA
This is a messenger RNA of Artibeus jamaicensis (Jamaican fruit-eating bat), 564 nucleotides long. It is a transcript of the gene CIB3, whose product is annotated as calcium and integrin binding family member 3. NCBI's taxonomy places the organism in Eukaryota, Metazoa, Chordata, Mammalia, Chiroptera, Phyllostomidae. The record is from RefSeq and is a predicted model, not a curated record. Gene Ontology annotation, molecular function: calcium ion binding. The transcript has 6 exons. Bases 1 to 564 code for a protein of 187 amino acids.